This is a messenger RNA of Rana temporaria (common frog), 2567 nucleotides long. RefSeq names its product DAZ interacting zinc finger protein 1 like (gene DZIP1L). Gene Ontology annotation, cellular component: ciliary basal body; cytoplasm. NCBI's taxonomy places the organism in Eukaryota, Metazoa, Chordata, Amphibia, Anura, Ranidae. Bases 164 to 2506 code for a protein of 780 amino acids. Gene Ontology annotation, biological process: cilium assembly. The record is from RefSeq and is a predicted model, not a curated record. The transcript is spliced from 16 exons.
UACUCUGGUUACGGCUUGGCUUCCAUGAAGAGGAUCAGUUACACAUUGAUGAGGAGGAGUGAGAUAAGGAGACAGCUACUCCAGUGUGCAUGAUCAGGAGCCUUUCCUCAACAAUAUAUAUUAUCCUUUGACAGCUCUACCCUCCAGCCCACGUUCCCUGAACAUGCCAGGAUAUAUCACGUCCCCAGCUCAGUACCCAUCUUUUCCCUUUGUGCCCCUGUCAGCUAAAGGCAGCCUUAUUCAGACUUUCAGGUUCCAGUCACGUAGAGAUGGCAUCGACUGGAGGCGUAUCAGUGCCAUUGAUGUGGAGAAGGUAGCUCGAGAGUUGGAUAUAUCAACAUUACAGGAGAACAUCAGCUCCAUCACCUUCUGCAAUCUGGAUAAUGAAAAAUGCCCAUAUUGUCAGAAUCCAGUAGACCCGGUGUUGCUGAAAGUCCUGAAAUUGGCACAGUUGACCAUUGAAUAUCUGCUGCAGUGCCAAGAAUGCUUGAGCAGCACUGUAGCACAUCUGGAGGAGCGGGUACAGGAGGCAACAAACGAACAUCAGAUGACAAAGGAUGAGUUGGCCAAGCUGAAUAAUGAGUUGAAGAAUGUAAAGGAAGAGAAUAAGAGGAGGAAAAAGUUAAUUGCCACUCAGCAGAUGUUACUCCAGGCUGGAGCUAACAGUUAUCAUAAGUGUCAAUUAUGUGAUAAGUCCUUUAUGAACUACUCCUACCUACAGCAACAUCUCCAGCGUAGACACCCAGAAGUCACUGAGACUGAGAGGCAGAAAAAGAAACAGGUAGAACAGAUGGAAGAUGGCAUUGAAGAGCUUAAAUACAAAUUACAGAAGACUCAGUCUCAGCUGGAGACAGAAAGGGAGAUGGAACAUCAGCGAAGGAUGCAGGAGCUGGAGGAAAUUCGCCAGAGAGAGGAAAGCAUCAAGAAAGAGUUUGAGAGAUGGAAGGACGAAGAGCGAAGCAAGCUGCAGAAUGAUAUGGAUAAACUCCGACAACAGCUCUUCUCUCAGAUCGAAGAUAUUACCCUUAAAAAUACAGCUACAAUUCAAGAGAUGGAGUCUAAAAAAUUUGCAACCACCAACCUUGGUGAGCUCAUGGAUGAAGACGACCGUCAGGAGCGUCUGAAACUGCAGAAGGAAGUAUCGAAGAUAAGGGAGGAGAGAGAGAGACUGAGCACAGAAUGGAAAAGUCAGCUAAAGGAAAUAAAGAAAGAACACAAAGCAGAAAAAUCGGAGCUUCUAAAUGAAAACAACAGACUGAGAGCAUCCUUGUCUAAUGAUCAGCGAGCCAGAGAUGAACAGUUUGAGACAACUAUGCAGACACUAAACUCUACAAUACAAAACCAGAAGAAGCUCAUCAAGUCACAGGAGAAGAAGAUAAAGGAACUGGCUGCAAGAAAAGAAAUCAAAGAGAUUGAGAUCAAGGAAGUGCCACAAGUAUCUCAUGUGGUUUUGCCUGUUGGAAGUGCAAAGGAUGAUUCUAGUGAAGAUGAGCUGGAUGUAACUCUAGAUCAAACUAUGAAAAAGAUUGAAGCACUAAGAAGAAACCCUGACUUUAUCAGACAAUUCCGUCCCAUCCUGGAGGAGACCUUAAUGGAGAAGCUUGAAAACAUGGGUGUGAAAAAGGGCGCAAAAGGAAUUCCUGCAUCUACCUACAAAGAUCUGAAGGAUCUUCUCAUGAAGCAGCAGCAGCAGAAAAUAAAGAAGUUUCCAGACUUUGAGGCUCUGAAAAACAGGUUGGGCAAGGUGCUUACCAAACGAGUGAAGCAGCAGAGAAGGAGCGAGGAGACAUUACAGUCCACCUAUUCACAGCUAUCUUUACAAAGUCCAAGAAGCCCACGCAGCAUCCCACCUUCAGAUUCCUUACCUCGGCUCAGGAGUGUGCAGAUUGUAGAGUCAUAUUCACCAACCAAAGCCCCGGUCCCUUCACCUCGCUCUAAGGGCUUAGCUAGUCACAAUACAGCUGGAAAUAUAAAUGUUACUCCACAGCCACUGCCAAGAACACCACCAUUCACCUCUGAAGAGGAGACAUCUAUGGUUGACCAUCGUCCUUACAGCUCUCUAGCACAGAAAGGCAAACCGGACUCCCAGGCUGUCUCUUCUGUGCAGAAGCAGAUUCAAGAGGACAGUGAUGAUGACUGGUCCGGGUCAGAGAUCUCUCUAGGGAAGCCAAGCCCAAGGGUUGUUAGCUUUUCCAAAGACAGCAACCAAGGUUCCUUUGUGCAUUCCGUAGCACGUAACUUAGAGAAGCAGCUGUCAAUGCAAAGGGAGAAACCAUUUGGAGGCUUGGACACUAUCCCUACUAAACCAAUGAAGUCCCCAAACACAACAGCAGCAGGAAAAUCGCAGUCUUGGGAUGAUGACUCUGAACUCUCCUCCUUGGAAGACAUCACAGAUAACCUUGACCUCAACCCGAAGAAACCUCAGCCUGCUGUACGUCACAGUGCGGACUCUACAGGCUCCCAUGGGACCAGUGUCUGGAGCUCCGCCAGUGGAAGGGGCUGGUAGAAGAAUUUAAGGGUUAUCAGUCAUACCCACAAUAAACUCUUUGGUUUGGUCUGAGCUUUAA